GAAAGAAAUUGUAGCUUUAUCAUUUGGCCUUGAGUAACAUAACAUUGAUGGAGUUACGCGACGACCCGAAUGCGGUCACUGAAUCUUUGUGUCAUGAAUCGGAAAUUUCCUUAUAUAUAUCAAUGAAUCUCUAUCCUCUUCUCACUCCUUCCCUCUCUUAAUGUAAUGAAAUGGUAUCGCUGCUAAAACACAAACACACGACACAACAAUGAAACUGGGAAACCGUUACUUUCAUUAGUACUUUGUUGUGAGAACACCCCAAGAAUGGAGCUGAGCUUGGAUUUGUGUUUGACCUUUGCACCCAGAACCAUUUCUGAGCUUCUUGGCGAGGUUUCUAAGAGCAAAGAAGGGUCUCAGAAAAUGACCAUGCUUGAGGACUACGUCAAAAAGUUGGAAGAUGAGAUGAGGAAGAUCGAGGCCUUCAAACGUGAGCUUCCUCUAUGCAUGAUCCUCGUAAACUAUGCUAUAGCUAGAUUGAAGGAGGAAAUAGAAGGGUGUAUGAGAAUGCAAGAUGAACCCGUGGUUGAAGAAUUGAUGCCACUGAUGAAAACCAAUUUUGAAGGAAAAGGGUCAUUGAACAUGUGGAAGGAAAUUAGUGACAAGAAGAACUGGAUGAGCUCUGCUCAGCUAUGGAGCGUUGAAACCAAAUUGAGAACUGAAGAAGAUAAUUGGUCUGUGCCCGAGAACCCAAUUGAACCACCGAACGAGACCAACAACAAUGGAAGAGCAUUUCUAGCAUUCAGUGGAAACUCAAAGACAGUGAAAAGGGAUGAAAAGGAGGUUUCACAUUUUCCUAAACUUAGUUUGAUGACUCCAGAGUUUGAACAGAAUCAUAGAAAAUCCAAAAGGGGUUGUGGAGGUAGUCAUGAUUCGUCUUUGAUUACAAGCAAGAUUAAGGGUCAACCGCAACAACAACAACAGAAUCCGAGGAAACAAAGGCGAUGCUGGUCACCAGAGCUUCAUCGGCGAUUUGUUGAUGCGCUUCAUCAAUUGGGAGGACCACAAGUGGCCACUCCUAAGCAGAUUAGAGAAUUGAUGCAGGUGGGAGGCUUGACAAAUGAUGAAGUCAAAAGCCAUUUGCAAGAGGUAGCAGUGGUGCAGGAGCAGCGGGCAAGAAGCCCGCAUGAUGAUUAGCUGUAGUAUUUGCUGUAUUUUGCAUUUUGGUGGCCACUGGGCCUAGGCUAGACUUAGGGCAUGAACAUUCUAUAUGCAUGUAGGAUGAGAUUCAUUUUUAUAUUUGUUCAUGUCAUUUUGCCUAAGUCUAGUACAUAUAUCAUUUUGAGGUUUUUUCAUUAUGUUGUAUUUGAAGACUUUGAGUUGUAAAGUGUAAUAUGCAUGUGGAGACAGUAAACUGUACCUGAAUACUUGAUGUAAUAUGUAAGCAUGUAAUAUGAUGGAAGGGCAAUAGGCCUAUUUUAGGAAUAUGAUUAUGCGUAUGUUUAGAAGAUGCAUGCAAUUGGACUUUGAUGAUUGAAACGUAUUAAGUAUUAAUCGAGGAAGAAAUGUGAUAUGUAUUAUAUAUGUAAAAUAAACUGUGAUGGGUUGUAAGUGCCCCAAGGCAUUUUUGGUCCUUGUGUGUGCCACCCACUGAUUAUUAGGUACCAUUUGAGGUCAUAGAUCACUUGUAUAAAUUUGGGAAACGAUGGAAAAACAAAGGAAACUCUAGCGAAAUUUCUAGAAAUUGACAGUUUUUAGGUGAACUUUGGGAGAGCAUAUCUCCUUCCAUAGAGGUCCGAUAGGGACGUUCCAUACACCAUUUUAAAGCUUGAGAUGUCCCCCACAUUGUGCUAAAAUCUGAGAAUUUCCUAGGUUGUACGAAACCCUGUGGAAGAUGUGAACUCGAACUGUCCAGAACGCACCUGUGCAGGGGCUGUUUCUGGCAGUUUUUGGGAAUUUUAUUCCCACUUCUUUUCUUAGUCAAAUUAAGUGUAUGAUAUAUCAAAUUGAAGCUUGAGGUGUCUAGUUUAUGUCAUAAAAAUUUAAGAGUAUUUGAGUGAGUGGUUUCUCUGCAGUAAUUCAUUUAGUGAGGGAUGUUUGGAGCUGUUUUGGGGUUGGCUGGCAGCUUUGCUCGUCCAACUUCAAACGGCGAUAUCCGGAGAAAACGAGAUCAAAAUACCUCGUGUGAUGGUUCAUUAGAAAGGUAAUUAAGUCCCGUAAAAGAUACUAAAUGAUGAGACGAACUCGAAGAAAACUGUGACGAUAUAAAUAAAUAUACCGAACCAUGUUCGGAUAGGCAGAAAACGUAAAAUUGAGAAAUUAACUAAGUGGGUUUAUGGGAACCCCUUAGUGGCUUUUAACAAGUAAAAUAAGUUAGAAGAGUAGUUUAAAUAAGUAUUCCGUAAAGAUUUUACAGCUACAAUCACAACUUUUAUUUAUUACGCUUUUUACGGUUUUAAAUGCUCGCGUAAUAAACGGAAAAAGUUUACUCGUAUUUUUAUAAAUGAAUUGUUGUGAUUGUAACUGCGCUUAAUAUCAUAAUUAAUGUUAACAAUACCGAUGUACAACGGGCUGUUACACUAUACAUCUCGCUGCUCAUGAUCUCAGCAUAAGCAACGAGCUGAGGGGCUUCUGAUCUGGAAUAAUAAUAUAAUAAAUACAAGGCCUACAUUCAAAGCCUUAACCAUGAAGUGAAGACCCCAAGUCAACAAAGGCUGCUACAACAAACUUCACCGCCAAGAUACUUCAUCACCAAGAAACUAUAGCAGAGCCUUAUCACAAUCCAACCACAAGGACCAGUGAAGACAACUCACCGCCUUACCAUUUGCAAAUAAAAAAGUUGCUCAUCUCUCCACAUCCCUCCAUGAAGCUGGUGAUCUCUCUACUAUAAAUAUGAAUGUGUUAACCCAAAGGUACACAUAUUCUUCCAUUGAAGACCCAAGGGUUAAAGCUACUCCAACAUCUUGAGCCAAAUCAUUUAGGGACAUUUGUGUAGAGGAAGAUCACAUGGUCAGCCCAUAUGUAAAUGGUUCUUAUAAGGUGUAUUGGAUUUGUGUGAAAUCCCUCCAAUUUUUUUUUGGUUAAGCUAAAUCCGUCCAAAUUUUUAACACUAACCAUUUUAGUUGGAUUUUAAGUGGAAUUUGAAUUAUUUUGGAGCUUUCCUCACCGAUUUGUUUGUGCUU
Gastrolobium bilobum is the source of this 3119-nucleotide messenger RNA. Its product is annotated as transcription factor HHO5-like. Gene Ontology annotation, molecular function: DNA-binding transcription factor activity; DNA binding. The record is from RefSeq and is a predicted model, not a curated record. The transcript is spliced from 5 exons. NCBI's taxonomy places the organism in Eukaryota, Viridiplantae, Streptophyta, Magnoliopsida, Fabales, Fabaceae. Gene Ontology annotation, biological process: regulation of DNA-templated transcription. Bases 265 to 1134 code for a protein of 289 amino acids.